CAUGCCAGAAAAUGCAGUAGUGACCUUGCGCUACGGACCCUACAGCGCAGUGGGCCUGUCCGUGGAGCACCGCACCUACCGACUGCAGGGUCUGCUAGCCGUGUUGGCCAAAGACGGCCAUAAGAUCAUCCUGCAGGAGAUAGAAGACUGGAAUCUGGUGGAGCUCGUGGUGAACGAGGAGACGGUCUUUCAAUGUGACAUCCAAGACCUGGAGUUUGGGGGUGAUGGCCAACUAGACCCGCUGUGUGAAGAGGCCAGGAUCGCCGUGCUAGACGCCUUCUGAUCCAGGGGAGCAGACAGAACGCCAGCGAUGUCCUCCAGCUACAGCACCAGCAAAAGAUGCUCAGUGGGCACCUAGACGCUGGGCUCUACCAGUUAGAGCAAGGCAAGGCCACCUGUCCAGUAGCCUGUCGCGUUUGUGUUUCUUAUCUGGCUACAUAGGCACCCACAAAAACAAUAAAAACUCCUCCCUGGCAGCGUC
Molecule: messenger RNA, 481 nt
Organism: Rattus rattus (black rat)
Lineage: Eukaryota; Metazoa; Chordata; Mammalia; Rodentia; Muridae
Gene: C13H10orf53
Product: chromosome 13 C10orf53 homolog
Exons: 3
Coding region: 2-283 (93 amino acids)
Source: RefSeq, a predicted model, not a curated record